AUCUGGGAGUCGUUAUGCUUUUCACUGACGGGCGGAGCCGACAUCUCGUCGCAUCUCUGCGGGAACCGAGGAAGACAUUUCCCCUUUAUCACCACCGUUACUUACCCCGCCACUGACCGUUUGUCAUCCGCCCGAGACACCGAGGCUCUCCCUGAAGAUGACGACGACAACCACCUACAAAGGAAUGGAGGCUGGUGCCAAGAGCAGUUCAAGGGUACUACGACCGCCAGGUGGAGAAACAAGCUUCGUCUUCGGCACAGAUGAAAACACGACCCCCCAGCGCAAGAACAAGAUGGCCUCUAGCAUCUUUGGAGAACCUGAGGAUCCCCAUGCUCAUCGGAGGAACAACCCACCAACUGGGGCAGCAGCAGGGACCCUGUGCGGGGAGCCCUCUGCCCCAUUGAGGCGGUGCCAGCAGCCUCUCCUGUUCCCCAAGAACCCUCAACCGGAACUGACCACCAUCCACAACUCUGGUGCAGCCUUGGUGUGGAACCAGAACCGAGAGGGUGAGAAUGGCCAAGAACAAGUAAAUGAUGAUUGUCCUAACGACGUGGAGCCAGACGAGCAGCAGCCGGAGCAGCAGCAGGUCGCGCCACAGCCCUCUGCCCCGUCGGGAGGGGGCAACGCCAUCGCCGGUGGCCGAAGAAACCCACCCGGGGGCAAGUCCAGCCUCAUCCUGGGUUGAGACCACUCAUUUGUUUGUUUUGUUUUGUUUCAUUCAAACACUUUUUUUAAAGAUGAAAACCCCCUCCCACUUUCUUCCUCGUCAUCGACACCUUCUUUCCCUCUUCACUUGCACUCAUGCUGUCACAUCCCCAGACCCCCCCCUCCCCCACCCCACACUGUCCUCACCUUCCACCCUCAAACCUUUUGUUUUGAUCCUUUUUUCAAUAAAAGAAGAAAAAUGUUGACAAAAGCACUUUAUGUAUUCCCCCUCUCCUUCCAUUUCAGCCCAUCCUGUAGUGCAUCGCGCCUGCUGGGAAAGGCAUGACUUUUAGCCUGUCUCUCAUUCUUCCCUGUUGUAAAUGGUAAAGGCAAAAAAAUGAUAAAAAAGAUUUGAUGCGUGGAUUUCUAAAUACAAUAAAGAUUGAUAUGAAUUUA
Platichthys flesus (European flounder) is the source of this 1101-nucleotide messenger RNA. RefSeq names its product jupiter microtubule associated homolog 1-like. The transcript is spliced from 5 exons. The record is from RefSeq and is a predicted model, not a curated record. NCBI's taxonomy places the organism in Eukaryota, Metazoa, Chordata, Actinopteri, Pleuronectiformes, Pleuronectidae. Gene Ontology annotation, cellular component: nucleus. The coding region runs from base 158 to 685 and encodes 175 amino acids.